Conger conger (European conger) is the source of this 2133-nucleotide messenger RNA. Its product is annotated as complement receptor type 1-like. The transcript has 8 exons. NCBI's taxonomy places the organism in Eukaryota, Metazoa, Chordata, Actinopteri, Anguilliformes, Congridae. The record is from RefSeq and is a predicted model, not a curated record. Bases 356 to 1402 code for a protein of 348 amino acids.
GAAUACACAUAUCCCAGCAUUACGGGACAUAGCCGAUAGACAGCCGCAUAGACUCCAAUUUUACGACAUUACUUCUACAGCAAGGCGGAGCAGAUUAAGGACUAUCGUUCAGACAUAUUCAGACGGCCCGACUGUACGUCAUCUCUUGCUCAAUAAAGACUAAUGCCAGAUCACAAGGCAUCAUUCAAGACCGAAUACUACAAGCUAACUUUAGACUGCAUUGGCAACGUAAAAUAUUUGCGCCUUUGCUUGAGAUUUUAACACGUACAUACAGUAAACGGUAGUCGUCUUCGUUUGCUUCUUGUUUUCUUCUUGAAACCGAAGUAGUAAAAAUAAAUAUCUUAGCUACGCGACUAUGUUGAACUUGCGCGAAAAACUAUUGCUUUUUUUUGUAUUUUUCAUACAGCUUUCCGAAGGUGCAGAAAUCACCUGCCCCAGUCCAUCUGUGGCCCAUGGUGUGAUGAUCAAAGGAGAUGCUGCAGUGUACAACACAGGAAACAAGGUGAUCUUCAACUGUGCUAAUGGAUUCGUUCUGAGGGGGACCCGGAAAAUCACCUGUGGAUCAGAUAGCCAGUGGCAGCCCAAAGCCCCCACAUGUGUGCCCUCCAAAAUUAUUAAUGGCUGCAGGGCACCACGCACCUUCCCCAAUAUGGUCUUAACUGACCAUUACCUGUUACAGAAAGACUUUCCACCAAAUUCUGAAGUCCGCUACACGUGUACCUUGGGAUACAGAAGGUCAGGGGGGCUCAGAGCCAUUAGUCGCUGUGUAAACAAAAGGUGGACACCUCCUAAUCUGAAGUGCGAACGGAAAUCAUGUGGAUCUGCAGGGGAAAUUUUGAAUGGCCAUUAUGAAUACGCUGGUGCCUUGUAUGGAGAUACAGUUUCUGCUGUUUGCAGCGAGGGGUACACACUGAUAGGGCGUGAUUACAGACAGUGCCAGGACCAAGGCUGGGAUGGAAAAGCUCCUCUAUGUGAGGCUGUGAAGUGUGCUGUCCCUCCUGAAGUGGUUAAUGCAGAGAGGACGGGUGACCCGGACGGGCCCUUUGUGUACAGCACUGCCAUUCACUACCGAUGUCGCCAAGGGCAGCUGAUUGGCCAAAGAGAGAUAUACUGUACCAAAAAUGGGACGUGGAGCGCCCCUCCCCCAGAGUGUAUUGAUGUUACGUGCCCUUCUCCCUCCGUGCGAUUUGGAAGAAUGACCAAUAGACGUCACCGUCAGUAUAAGUACGGAGAUUACGUGUCUUUCCAAUGCACUGAAGGUUAUCUUCUGAUGGGAGAAAGCCAGGUUAUGUGUGGACGGACAAGUCAAUGGAUUCCCCAGCUCCCACAAUGUGAGAGAACUCCCAACUUUGUAUACCAUCCAAUGGUAUACAAGACUAGGUCCCAGAGGUAUUAUAAAUAAAUAUGUGCAACAAAUGCUGUAAACAAAAAAAUAGUUAUUGACAUAAGCUUUAUUUCCCAGCAUGCAUAAAGUAGUGUGCUUUAUUAAUGAUCCAAUGAAAUCAACCAAAGUCAAUUUACACAUAAAAAAAAUAUUUCCCCACAAUUCCACAAUUAUUGGCACCCCCUGGUUUAAUACUUUGUGCAAACACCCCUGGCAAUGACAGCUAUAAUUUGGGAUAAGUUUAGAGACAUUGGGAACAAUUUUUGACCGUUCCUCCAUACAGACCUUUUCAGAAUCAUUGAUAUCCUUGGAAUACCCCCCUCUUCAUUUUAGACCCUACGUUUUUCAUGGAAUUUAUGUCUGGAGACUGAGAUGGCCAUUGCAGAACAUGGUUUUUGUUUUUACUUAACUAUUUCUGUGUGGAUUUUGAUGUAUGUUAGAGUCGUUGUCCUGCUGGACAAUUUACCUAUGACUAAGUCUCAGCUUCCUAGCAGAGGAAGCCAGAUUUUCUGCCAAGAUUUCCUGGUACUUUGUUGAAUUCAUUGUGCCAUUGAUCUUAAAUAGUGCCCUUGACUGGCAGUAAAACAUCUCCAAAACAUCAAUGGCCCACAGGCAUAUUUGACUGUAGGUAUGAGGUACUUCUCCUUGUAUGAUUUCAUAUUGGUUGUGAUUUAUGCUCUAUUACAUCUGUUCACAUGACUAUCCAUUUCCUUACACUAUAAUAAAACCUUUUUAAUAUUGACUUUUAA